This is a messenger RNA of Tachyglossus aculeatus (Australian echidna), 2631 nucleotides long. Its product is annotated as basic proline-rich protein-like. Lineage: Eukaryota; Metazoa; Chordata; Mammalia; Monotremata; Tachyglossidae. The coding region runs from base 1 to 2631 and encodes 876 amino acids. The transcript is spliced from 10 exons. The record is from RefSeq and is a predicted model, not a curated record.
AUGGGGCGGGUCCGUGUCCAAACGCCCCCGCCCGGCCGCCAGCAGGCUCUCUGCCCCAGGGAGAGCUGCUCGUCAGCGCCCCCUUCAGGCCGCCCGGCAGGCUCUCUGCUCCAGGGAGAGCUGCUCGCCAGCGCCCCCGCCCGGCCGCCGGCAGGCUCUCUGCCCCAGGGAGAGCUGCUCGCCAGCGCCCCCUCCCGGCCGCCGGCAGGCUCUCUGCCCCAGAGAGAGCUGCCGUUGUCCGCAGCUGCGGCUCGCCAGCGCCCCCUCCCGGCCGCCCGGGCGCCGGCAGCCCCCAGGGAGAGCCCCCCAGGGAGAGCUGCAGUCGUCCCCUGCUGCGGCUCGCUGGCGCCCCCGCCCGGCCACCGGCAGGCCUUCUGCCCCAAGGAGAGCUGGUCGCCAGCGCCCCCGCCCGGCCGCCCGCAGGCUUUCUGCCCCAGGGAGAGCUGCCGUCAUCCGCAGCUGCGGCUCGCCGGCGCCCCCUCCCGGCCGCCCGGCCGCCGGCAGUCUCUCUGCCCCAGGGAGAGCUGCUCGCCAGCGCCCCCGGCCGGCCGGCCGCAGGCUCUUUUCCCUCAGGGAGAGCCGCUCGCCAGCGCCCCCUCCCGGCCGCCGGCAGGCUCUCUGCCCCAGGGAGAGCUGCCGUCGUCCGCAGCUGCGGCUCGCCGGCGCCCCCUCCCGGCCGCCCGGCUCCCCCAGGGAAAGCUGCAGUCGUCCGCUGCUGCGGCUCGGCCGCCGGCAGGCUUUCUGCCCCAAGGAGAGCUGCUCGCCAGCGCCCCCGCCCGGCCGCCCGCAGGCUUUCUGUCCCAGGGAGAGCUGCCGUCGUCCGCAGCUGCGGCUCGCCGGCGCCCCCUCCCGGCCGCCGGCAGGCUCUCUGCCCCAGGGAGAGCUGCUCGCCAGCGCCCCCGCCCGGCCGCCCGCCCGCAGGCUCUCUGCCCUCAGGGAGAGCUGGCGUCGCCCGCAGCUGCAGCUCGCCGGCGCCCCCUCCCGGCCGCCGGCAGGCUCUCUGCCCCAAGGAGAGCUGCCGUCGUCCGCAGCUGCGGCUCGCCGGCGCCCCCUCCCGGCCGCCCGGCCGCCGGCAGCCCCCAGGGAGAGCUGCAGUCCCCCCAGGAAGAGCUGCCGUUGUCCGCAGCUGCGGCUCGCCGGCGCCCCCUCCCGGCCGCCCGGGCGUCGGCAGCCCCCAGGGAGAGCUGCCGUCGUCCAAUGCUGCGGCUCGCCGGCGCCCCCUCCCGGCCGCCCGGCCGCCGGCAGGCUCUCUGCCCCAGGGAGAGCUGCUCGCCAGCGCCCCCGCCCGGCCGCCGGCAGGCUCUCUGCCCCAAGGAGAGCUGCCGUCGUCCGCAGCUGCGGCUCGCCGGCGCCCCCUCCCGGCCGCCCGGGCGUCGGCAGCCCCCAGGAAGGGCUGCACCCCCAGGGAGAGCUGCCGUCGUCCGCGGCUGCGGCUCGCCGGCGCCCCCUCCCGGCCGCCCGGGCGUCGGCAGCCCCCAGGGAGAGCUGCCGUCGUCCAAUGCUGCGGCUCGCCGGCGCCCCCUCCCGGCCGCCCGGCCGCCGACAGGCUCUCUGCCCCAGGGAGAGCUGCUCGCCAGCGCCCCCGCCCGGCCGCUGGCAGGCUCUCUGCCCCAAGGAGAGCUGCCGUCGUCCGCAGCUGCGGCUCGCCGGCACCCCCUCCCGGCCGCCCGGGCGUCGCCCCCAGGGAGAGCUGCCGUCGUCCGCGGCUGCGGCUCGCCGGCGCCCCCUCCCGUCCGCCCGGCCGUCGGCAGGCUCUAUGCCCCAGGGAGAGCUCCCGUCGUCCGCAGCUGCGGCUCGCCGGCGCCCCCUCCCGGCCGCCGGCAGGCCCCAGGGAGAGCUGCCGUCGUCCGCAGCUGCGGCUCGCCGGCAGGCUCUCUGCCCCAGGGAGAGCUGCUCGCCAGCGCCCCCGCCCGGCCGCCGGCAGGCUCUCUGCCCCAGGGAGAGCUGCCGUCGUCCGCAGCUGCGGCUCGCCGGCGCCCCCUCCCGGCCGCCCGGCCGUCGGCAGCCCCAGGGAGAGCUGCACCCCCAGGGAGAGCCGCCGUCGUCCGCGGCUGCGGCUCGCCGGCGCCCCCUCCCGUCCGCCCGUCCGCCGACAGGCUCUCUGCCCCAGGGAGCCCGUCCCGGUUCCCCACCCCGACACACGGCCCUAAGCGGGCCCGGUCCGACCCUCCGACCGCGCCGGGGUCACUUACCGCAACAACACCGCCGCCAAAACCACAAUCACAACCAGAAAGGGGACGGGGCACUGGGGCGUCCGGCAGCCCGCCCCUCAGGCAGCUCCCGGAGCGCAACCGGAAUGCGGCCGCCAGGGGGCGCGCCCUCCGGCCGUUCUUGCCCCUCAUUGGCUCUCCGGGAGGGCCCCGCCCACCUGGGCGUCGGGGAACCAAUGGGGAAGCGAGUUGGGCUUUAAACGCCACCGGCGGCGGUUGGGCCGGCGGCAGCCGGGCGCCGGGGCAGGCACCAGUGGGUGAUACUGCAGUCUUCAUCCUCAAUUUUGUCCCGGGCAGGUGCAAGAUUAUCCUCUGCGAGUGUUUCCUGAGCGCCGUCAGCCUCUUCGUUUGUCCCAAAUCCCGGUUUGGGCCCGACUGGGCGCUACCAAUGGGAAAAGGCAGUUUUCUCCCAAGCGUUUAG